Metarhizium acridum CQMa 102 is the source of this 1482-nucleotide messenger RNA. RefSeq lists its product as uncharacterized. The record is from RefSeq and is a predicted model, not a curated record. NCBI's taxonomy places the organism in Eukaryota, Fungi, Ascomycota, Sordariomycetes, Hypocreales, Clavicipitaceae.
AUGACGCCAAGAAGAAGCUCCCGUCUUGCUAGCGAAAGGCUUGAGUCUGAAGGCGACGCAGACUGUGUACCCCAGGCUGAGACGACUACCAUUCGUGUCAAAAAGGGUCAGCCAGCCACCAACUCAAGUCCAGGCAAACGAAAGACUAUCACAUUUCGAAGAGCAAAAUCAACUACAACCUCUCCAAUACCAGAAAAUGAUUUAGAGGAAGAGAAUGCGUCACUUGGCGAGAGAAAAAUACGAACUUUCCCAAAGUCGGCAGAAAAGAGAUCACUUCAAGUCUCCAAUGCAGCAGACCCUGCACCGAAGCGACUGAAGUAUGAUGAAGGAUUCCAGAAUCUUGUGCAAGCGCUCGAAGACAUGCACUAUAGGCUGAAACGACAACUGCGGCGCUCAACCGGAAAGAUUAUCGACCUCGAGCUAAGCGUAGAGGACCAAGAGGUUGAAGUAGCCGCGCUGCAGGAUGAAAGAUCUAUGCUUUCAAAGCAGGUGGGCAAUCUUGAGGCCGAAGUCGCACGUCUGAGGGACAGCAAUAAGUCGAUUCAGGUCAAAUGCAGAGAGUUGGAAAAGGAUCGUGACGAAAUUCAGCAAAACGCAAUACAAGCUCUAGAUAAUGCUAAAAUACACCACCCAGAUGAGCUUUCGACUGUGUCUAUGGAUGUCAUUGAUAAAGAAUGGAGGCACCUCAUCUACUCUAUUCACGACUUGGUUGUCCGGAAUCUCACAGCUACACCGAUAAGCGAUGAUAUUACAAAUCUCUUGCCGGAAAUAAAUCGAAUAAUCAGGGGCGUUAAAGAGAACUCCGAGUUACAGGUACCACUUCUUGAAAGGCACAUAUGGCAAGAUUUACAGAGUGCUGUGUUCAAAGAGAACAGUAAGCUUUGGGAUGGUGGUGUCGAGACAAACUUUGUGAAAAAUGUCCGCGACUUGAGAGCUCAAAGAGGGCCAUCAGCAAUGACAGUCAUGAAAUCCCGGGCAGCGGGGAUCAUUAUCUUUGGUCUUGGAGCAAAUGAAACCUUGAAAUUGCAAUACGUGCAGCGUUUAAGCAAACAUCUGGAGCCUUUCACAGAGCGUCCAAUAAGCACCAAGUUACGCGAGGACCUGGCCCUCGUAUUUGAUUCUGCUAUUAACAUCAUGAGAUUGUUCAUCAAGUCUCGAGAUAUCUACGAGUUUGGGUCUUUCUUCAACCGACCGGCUAGGGAGAAAAUAGCCUAUGACGAGAGGGUCAUGAAGAUUUCAUCAUGUCUUAACGUGCCCAACGGUCUAUAUACGAGUCAACCAGCGAAAUUCGCAGUCGAGGUAAUACACAGCCCGCCACUUUUCAUCAUCAGCACCACUGAGGGUGAGUAUUUUGGGCGCAAGGAGCUGGUUUGCCCUGCAAACGUGACAGUUCGCAAAGAGGAAGUGUCAAAUGAUGAUACAGAGGAGUCAGAAGGGCCAAAGAAAAAGAUUUCUGAUGAGGCCAGCAUCAUUGUGAGCUGA